Messenger RNA from Durio zibethinus, 1414 nucleotides. RefSeq lists its product as uncharacterized. NCBI's taxonomy places the organism in Eukaryota, Viridiplantae, Streptophyta, Magnoliopsida, Malvales, Malvaceae. Gene Ontology annotation, biological process: attachment of GPI anchor to protein; proteolysis. The record is from RefSeq and is a predicted model, not a curated record. Gene Ontology annotation, molecular function: GPI-anchor transamidase activity. Gene Ontology annotation, cellular component: GPI-anchor transamidase complex.
UACUGCUGCUUCAAGCUUUGCUCCAGAUUCCUGAAACUAGAGUUUUGUUUGGUUUUUUCAAUCGGUGUGUGAAUUGGACAGAGAAAAACUUCAAAAGCAAAUUGCUUGAAAUUCAAGAUGGCAACUUUCAUCAAUUUCAAAGCACUCGUCCAGUUACUGUUAUUACCUUGUUUGCUUCUCUGCAGUUCGAUCGCAUACAAUUCUUCUUCUGUCAAAGCCACUAUGCAUACUAACAACUGGGCUGUCUUAGUUUGCACCUCUCGUUUCUGGUUUAAUUAUCGACAUAUGGCCAACACCUUAUCAUUGUAUAGGACAGUUAAGCGGCUAGGAAUACCUGAUGAGAGGAUAAUACUCAUGCUUGCAGAUGACAUGGCUUGCAACACUAGAAACAAGUAUCCUGCUCAAGUUUUCAACAAUGAGAACCAUAGGCUUAACCUCUAUGGAGAUAAUGUUGAGGUAGAUUACCGAGGUUAUGAAGUAACAGUGGAAAACUUUUUGCGUGUUUUAACUGGACGUCAUGAGACUGCUGUCCCAAGAUCAAAGCGUCUUUUGAGUGAUGAAGGAAGUCACAUUCUUUUAUACAUGACAGGGCAUGGAGGAGAUGAAUUUUUAAAGUUUCAAGACUCAGAGGAACUACAGAGUCAUGAUUUAGCUGAUGCUGUAAAACAGAUGAAAGAAAAGCAUAGAUUUAAGGAGUUGCUAAUAAUGGUGGACACUUGUCAAGCGGCCACCCUCUUCAAUCAGCUUCAAUCCCCUGGUGUUUUGGCUAUUGGAAGUAGCAUGAAAGGAGAGAACUCAUACUCACAUCACUUGGAUUCUGAUGUCGGUGUAUCAGUUGUUGAUCGUUUCACGUAUUAUACCCUUGCAUUUUUUGAGAGGCUAAAUAUAUACGAUAAUGCUUCAUUGAGCAGUCUCUUUAGUUCUUAUAAUCCAAGUACGUUGAUGUCAACUGCAUAUUACCGGAGAGAUCUAUACCAACGGCGUUUGGAGGAGGUACCUGUUACAAAUUUCUUUGGCUCGGUCAUGGAAACAAUACAUACUGAUGCAGCCUACAAGGCCCUUUCAAGGAAGAUUUCUGACAGGUCUGAGUCGCAAAUAUCAUUGGAUCAAUCAAUUCACCGUGAGGAGAGAAGAAUGUUGAUAAAUAUAAAUGUUUGCGAUGAGAUUCACGACGUAAGCACAGAGGGUCAAGAGGACGAUUCUAAAUGUCCAUGGAGUGCUUUCUAUCGCAAGAUGCAAAAAAUUGAAAAUGUUGAUUCCUUAGUGAACUAUGGCUUGGUAGCGAUGCUUCCUUUUUUGGUGUUUUCGACAUGGCUGUUUCACUGAACUUUCUCAUUAGACAUUCCAACAAAGCAUGUUUCUCUUAAACUUUAUUUGCCACUUUUGAUAAAUUCAUUCGAUUCCUUUUCUUUGA